CGCCGCCGCCGCCGCCGCGCAGGUGCUCGCUGACUGCCGCCCGGGCCCAGGCAUCGCUGCGGGGCUGCUACUGGCCCUCGCUGGCGAUGAUGGACGGCUCAGCAGGUACCUCCGAGGUGCUGGGGUGCUCAGAUGCUGGGUCACAGAAAGACCGAGUAGUGACCGCGGAGGAAUGGCGGCAGAAAUGGGCGACGGGUAACACUGGGUUUCACAAGGAGCAAGUUCAUCCGCUCCUCCAGAAGUACCUGGAUGUUCUUUUAAAUGGCAGGAGUGGACUGAGGAUAUUUUUCCCACUUUGUGGUAAAGCAGUAGAGAUGAAAUGGCUGGCAGACAUGGGACACAAUGUUGUUGGUGUGGAAGUCAGUGAGCAAGCCCUGAAGGAGUUUUUUACAGAACAGAGUCUGCCUUAUUGUGAGGAACCAGUUCCAGAGAUUUCAGGAGCAAAAAAGUUUCAGAGUGCCUCUGGGAACAUUUCUCUGUACUGCUGCAGUAUUUAUGAUUUGUCCAGCUCAAUAGUUGGCAAGUUUGAUGGGGUUUGGGACAGAGGAGCUCUAGUAGCUGUGAAUCCACGUGACAGACAACGCUAUGUCAGUUUGAUGAUUACCCUACUGGAGAAAAAUUCUUCUUACCUCCUCGUUACAGUUGCCUAUGAUCCAAACAAACACAAAGGCCCACCAUUUUAUGUUCCUGAAUCUGAAAUUAAAACCUUGUUUGCUUGCAGAGAACCGUGCAGUGAGUUAUUAGAGUGGAUGGUUGCAUCCCACAGCAAAAGAGACAGAUACAUUUUCUCCAGUGCAUUUGUGUCACUGUGAGGAAAGCUGUGAAUAACAUUCGUUGUUGUUUUGGUUUUUUUUCUGACAGUUUGCAUUUUUCACAACAUAAUCAUUGGUUAUUCUUUCUUCUU
Messenger RNA from Pogoniulus pusillus (Red-fronted tinkerbird), 904 nucleotides. It is a transcript of the gene TPMT, whose product is annotated as thiopurine S-methyltransferase. The coding region runs from base 87 to 812 and encodes 241 amino acids. The transcript is spliced from 9 exons. The record is from RefSeq and is a predicted model, not a curated record. Gene Ontology annotation, molecular function: thiopurine S-methyltransferase activity. NCBI's taxonomy places the organism in Eukaryota, Metazoa, Chordata, Aves, Piciformes, Lybiidae.